AUGAGCGAACAGCAGAAGGCGCCGACGUCGACGGCGACCAACGCGUGCCUGGAAAAGAAGGCUAUGUAUGACCAGUGCUUUGACGUGUGGUACCGCGACGUAUUCCUGCAGAACAAGAGCCAAGGCAAGCUCGGGUGCCAGGACCUCUACAAGGACUACUCGGCGUGCGUUACCGAGGAGCUCCAGCAAGACGCAUCGCUCGUCCAGUCCAUUCGAGCCGAGAUGAAUCCUUCGCACACUGGCCGCUGGAUUGGCAAGGACUUGCCGGAAGUAGGCAAGGCAGAUCCAUCCAAGAGGAAAUAGCAUCAUCCCUAAUCAUCCAACCCCACAAAUCGAAUGCAAUAAUGUUUCUCGUA
Molecule: messenger RNA, 356 nt
Organism: Aphanomyces astaci
Lineage: Eukaryota; Oomycota; Saprolegniomycetes; Saprolegniales; Verrucalvaceae
Exons: 1
Coding region: 1-303 (100 amino acids)
Source: RefSeq, a predicted model, not a curated record